Messenger RNA from Passer domesticus (house sparrow), 1181 nucleotides. RefSeq lists its product as uncharacterized. NCBI's taxonomy places the organism in Eukaryota, Metazoa, Chordata, Aves, Passeriformes, Passeridae. The record is from RefSeq and is a predicted model, not a curated record.
AUGAAAAAGAAAAAGAAAAAGAAAAAGAAAAAGAAAAUGAAAUAGAAAAAGAAAGAGAUCAGGAGAAAAAAAAGAAAGAGAAAAGAAAAAGAAAAGAAAGAGAAAGAGAAAGAGAAAGAGAAAGAGAAAGAGAAAGAGAAAGAGAAAAUGAAAAAGAAAGAGAAAAAGAAAAUGAAAUAGAAAAAGAAAGAGAAAUCGAAAGAGAAAAAGAAAAAGCAAAAGAAAGAGAGAAAAAGAAAAAGAAAAAGAAAGAGAAAAAAAGAACGAGAAAAAGAAACAGAAAAAGAAAAAGCAAAAGAAAGAGAAAAAGAAAAAGAAGGAGAAAAAGAAAAAGACAAAGAAAAAGAAAAAGAAAAUAAAAAACAGAAGAAGAAAAAGAAGGAGAAAAAGAAGGAGAAAAGAAGGAGAAAAAGAAAAGAAAAAGAAAAAGAAAAAGAAAAAGAAAAAGAAAAAGAAAAAGAAAAAGAAAAAGAAAAAGAAAAGAGAAAAAGCAAAGAAAAACAAAAAGCAAAUGCAAAAGCAAAAGAAAAAGCAAAAGAAAAUGAAAAGAAAAAGAAAGAUAAAGAUAAAGAAAAUAAAAAGAAAGAGAAAGACAAAAAACAGAAAGAGAAAGAGGAAAAGAAAAAGAAAGAGAAAGAGAAAAAGCAAAAGAAAAAGCAAAAGCAAAAGAAAAAGAGAAAAAGAAAAAGAAAGAGAAAAAGUAAAAGAGAAAAAGAAAAAGAAAAAGAAAAAGAAAAAGAAAAAGAAAGAGAAAGAGAAAAAGAAAGAGAAAGAGAACAAAAAGAAAGAGAAAGAGAAAAAGAAAGAGAAAGAGAGAAAGAAAGAGAAAAAGAAAGGGAAAGAGAAAAAGAAAAAGAAAAAGAAAGAAAAAAUGAAAGAGAAAGAGAAAAAGAAAAGAAAGAGAAAGAAAAAGAAAAAGAAAGAGAAAAAGAAAAAGAAAGAGAAAAAGAAAAAGAAAAAGAAAGAGAAAAAGAAAGAGAAUAGGAAAAACAGAAUAGAGAAAGAGAGAGAAGAGAAAGAGAAAGAGAAAAAGAAAGAGAAAUAGAAAAAGAAAGAGAAAGAGAAAGAGAAAAAGAAAGAGUAAAAGAAAAAGAAAGAGAAAUGGAAAGAGAAAAGAAAAUGGAAAAGAAAGAGAAAGAGAAAGAGAGAGAAAGAGAAAGAGAGAGAAAGAGAAAGAGAAA